AUGCGCCCCGACACGCCUCGAGACCCCGUCGCCGGGCCUGACGCAGGCCCAGAAAGCCCGUACCCAAUCCGAUUGUCGGGCCCGGUCAUCAAGGGCUUCGGCCGAGGCAGCAAGGAGCUUGGAAUCCCCACGGCAAAUAUCCCCGCCGAUGAUCUGUCCGAAGAGCAUCCCGAGUUGACGACCGGAGUGUAUUACGGAGUCGUGGCGCUGGAUCCACGAGCCCAGUCGCAUGAGGACAGCAGGAACGAUGGCGAGAAGUCAGCAGAGACGACGAUCUUGCCCGCCGUGUUGAGUAUUGGAUACAAUCCCUUCUACAAGAACACGGUGCGAUCGGUGGAAAUUCACAUCAUGCCUCAAUUGACAGAACCGUCCCCAACGGCGGUUGCGCAGCCCAAAUUUCACCGAAUGCCCGAUUUCUACGGCACCAAGCUCAACCUUCUGAUCUUGGGGUACAUUCGCCCCGAAUACGACUAUGUCUCGCUCGACGCUUUGAUUGAAGACAUUCGGGUCGAUUGCGAGGUUGCGCGACAAAGUUUACUCCGUGAUGCUUACCAGCGGUACAUUGUCGACGACGACCAAGGGUCGAACCAGGUCCGUGAGGAUCGAGAAUGGUUGAAGUCAUUCUAA
Penicillium diatomitis is the source of this 627-nucleotide messenger RNA. It is a transcript of the gene fmn1, whose product is annotated as riboflavin kinase. Gene Ontology annotation, cellular component: mitochondrion. Gene Ontology annotation, biological process: riboflavin biosynthetic process; FMN biosynthetic process. The record is from RefSeq and is a predicted model, not a curated record. NCBI's taxonomy places the organism in Eukaryota, Fungi, Ascomycota, Eurotiomycetes, Eurotiales, Aspergillaceae. Gene Ontology annotation, molecular function: riboflavin kinase activity. The transcript is spliced from 3 exons. Bases 1 to 627 code for a protein of 208 amino acids.